UCAUCUAAUCCUCCACCAUGGGGUGGAUCAGAGGCCAAACAGUCGGCCGCGGCUCUUCCGCCACCGUCUCCCUCGCUAUGCAUCAGCAGUCCGGAGAGUUUUUCGCCGUUAAAUCUGUGGAGCUCUCGAGAUCGGAAUUCUUACAAAGGGAGCAGAGCAUCCUUUCACUGCUCAAGUGUCCUCGCAUAGUUGGGUAUCUUGGCUCCGACGUCACAAAUGAGAAUGGUCAGCUUGUCUACAAUCUCUUCAUGGAGUAUGUCUCUGGUGGCACCCUCAUUGACGCAAUUCGGCAUCAAGGUGGAAGCCUCGACGAGUCUGCGAUCCGGUCUCACACGCGAGCAAUUCUUCAGGGGUUGGAUUACCUACACAAUCGUGGUCUCGUGCAUUGUGACAUUAAGGGUCGGAAUGUCCUGGUUGGACAAAAUGGAACCCAAAUUGCCGACUUGGGUUGCGCGAGAUGGGUUGGGGAACAGUCUCCGGCGAUGCCGAUUGCAGGGACCCCUGUUUUCAUGGCACCUGAAGUGGCUCGAGGUGAUGAACAGAGUUUUCCUGCCGACGUCUGGGCUCUUGGGUGUACUGUAAUUGAGAUGGCAACAGGACGUCCUCCAUGGUCAGAUGUUGCAGACCCGGUCUCUGCGCUUCACCGGAUCGCAUUCUCCUCUGAUUUGCCAGAUUUCCCAAGUUUACUAUCAGAGGAAGCAAAGGAAUUUUUGUCCAAGUGCCUCAACAGAGAUCCAAAUGAGCGAUCGACGGUUCAAGAGCUUCUUAAGCACCCAUUUCUCGACGACAACGGUUGCAGCUUACAAUUGAAUUUGAAGCGAAUACAAAGCUUUACCUCCGCAACUUCAACUUCUCCGAUGAGCAUACUCGAUCAAGGCAUCUGGGAAUCAGUGGAGGAAUCCGAGACAGAAAUAGAAACAGAAAUACCAGUUCACAUCUCCAACAACCAAUUGGUAUUGGGUUCUUCUUCAAAUUCUCCAUCGGAAAGAAUCCGGCGGCUAAUCGGAGACAUCCCAUCUUCUUCCCCAACCCCAAGGCUACCCGAUUGGACUUGGGACGAAGAUUGGAUCACAGUCAGAAGAAACAACCACGAAGAACACGUUGUUUCUAUGGGCCAUGAUCAAACCAUGACACCAACAGACGAACACCCGGAAACUAGUACGUCGGCGAAUACAGACUUGGUUAGUGACGGCGAAGAGUUGGAGUCACUAGGAAGAAGCAGCUCCACCAUUCACUACUCUGUAAAUAGUAGUAGUAGUAGUAGCAGUCAGGGAAGCUUGUCUAUUGUAUCCUGUAAAUAUGUUAGAGAUAUUGCUGUAAUUUGCAAUCUAAAUUAUGAUAAGGUUAAAGGGGAAAAGAAAUAUUUAAUUUCUUCAAUUUCAAUUCUUUUAUAA
Molecule: messenger RNA, 1394 nt
Organism: Telopea speciosissima
Lineage: Eukaryota; Viridiplantae; Streptophyta; Magnoliopsida; Proteales; Proteaceae
Product: mitogen-activated protein kinase kinase kinase 18-like
Exons: 1
Coding region: 18-1394 (458 amino acids)
Biological process (GO): protein phosphorylation
Molecular function (GO): ATP binding; protein kinase activity
Source: RefSeq, a predicted model, not a curated record